AUGGAAAAUAAGCGUAGGCAAGCCACGUACAAUGAUAAAAGGGUAACCACUAAUCUUUCGCACAUAGUCGAGAGGAUCGUUCGAGAUAGAAUUCUUGACUCUCUCUUUUACAAACAGUAUCUUUACCUAACGAAUGAACUGACCAUUCUACCAAUCAUCAUACAAAAUGUCAAAUACUUGGCUGGUACCGAUGCUAUGGGCAGACCCUCGCCCUUCAUAUGUUGCCUUUUAAGGUUAUUGGAGCUCAAACCGAGUAGGGAAAUUGUCGAACUAUGUUUGAAUCAGCUGCAGUUUAAAUACCUAACAGCGAUAAUGCUAACCUAUGUGCGAUUUGCAUUUGCAACUACAGAAGGCGAUGUCGAGAUAUACCAGCUACUAGAGCUGUUCUACCCAGACUAUAGGAAAUUGCGGUUCCAAUUGAAAUAUCCGCAAACAAUAGACGGGAAGCAACUACGCUAUACAAUUGGAUAUAUCGAUGACUGGGUGUAUCAACUACUUACAAAGGAGAGAGUAUUGGACUUAAUAUUGCCUAGAAUACGGUCGAGGUCUUCUCUAGAGGACUCAGGGGAGUUAGAAGUAAGAGUUUGGAAUACUGGAGAAAGUCCAACCGAGGACGAAAACAGUACUGACGAUAGUGACUACGAGAGUGAUAGCGAUUAG
Dujonia railenensis is the source of this 660-nucleotide messenger RNA. NCBI's taxonomy places the organism in Eukaryota, Fungi, Ascomycota, Pichiomycetes, Serinales, Debaryomycetaceae. The record is from the annotation of a GenBank genome assembly.